GAAAUACUCAUAAGUCUUUCAUGGUCUCAUCAUAAACAAGACAAAACGCUUUUGUCUCCUUGUCUAAAAUCUACGAGAAACCAAAAGAAGAAGGAGAAAAAUCUAAUACUCUUAAAUAUCUUGCAUAUAUAAGAAGAAAAUUCAAAAAAUAUAACAAUAAAAGGAUCAAAAUGGAGAGUCUCUCACACAUUCCUCCCGGUUAUCGAUUCCAUCCUACUGAUGAAGAACUCGUUGACUAUUAUCUUAAGAAGAAAGUUGCAUUUCCAGGAAUGCAAGUUGAUGUGAUCAAAGAUGUUGAUCUCUACAAAAUCGAACCAUGGGACAUCCAAGAGUUAUGUGGAAGAGGGACAGGAGAAGAGAGGGAAUGGUAUUUCUUUAGCCACAAGGACAAGAAGUAUCCAACAGGAACACGAACCAAUAGAGCAACGGGCUCAGGAUUUUGGAAAGCAACGGGUCGAGACAAGGCCAUAUACUCGAAGCAAGAGCUUGUCGGGAUGAGGAAGACUCUUGUGUUUUACAAAGGUCGGGCCCCAAACGGUCAAAAGUCUGAUUGGAUAAUGCACGAGUACCGUCUUGAGACCGAUGAAAAUGGACCACCUCAUGAGGAAGGAUGGGUGGUUUGUCGUGCAUUCAAGAAGAAACUAACGACUAUGAGUUACAACACUCCAAGGACAAUGAUGGGAUCAUCAUCAGGACAAGAAUCAAACUGGUUCACGCAUCAAAUGGAUGUAGCUAAUGGUAGUUACUACCAUCUUCCUGAUUUAGAGAGUCCAAGAAUGUUCCAAGGCUCAUCAUCAUCAUUACAUCAUAAUGAUAAUGACCCAUAUGGUGUUGUACUAAGCACGAUCAACGCAACACCAACUACAUUAAUGCAAGGAGAUGAUGAAGAUGAUCAUGGUCAUGUUAUUACUAAUGAUGAUGAUCAUAUGAUUAUGAUGAACACAAAUAUUGAUCAUCAUCAUCAUCAUCAAUCAGGAUUACUACUCAAUGAUGAUCAUGAUGACCAUGUGAUGGAUUGGCAAACUCUUGACAAGUUCGUUGCUUCUCAGCUAAUCAUGAGCCAAGAAGAGGAAGAAGAUAACAAAAACCCAUCUGAUAAUUCUUCUAAUGAAACAUUUCAUCAUCUCGCUGAAGAGCAAGCAACAAUGGCUUCUAUGAAUGCAUCUUCCUCUUCUUCUCCAUGUUCCUUCUACUCUUGGUCUCAAAACACACACACGUAAGAUCCAUUCUCA
This is a messenger RNA of Eruca vesicaria subsp. sativa (arugula), 1232 nucleotides long. The record is from the annotation of a GenBank genome assembly. NCBI's taxonomy places the organism in Eukaryota, Viridiplantae, Streptophyta, Magnoliopsida, Brassicales, Brassicaceae.